UACUUAGAGCUCAACAAGGAUGUAUUCAGUUUCCACCUGCUUGCAAGUGGACCGGAUUGCGCCUUCUCCUUUAUCGAUGCGGGAGGACUUUGUGGACGCCAGAUUCUAGCCAACGCAAUUAGUGCACUUAGUACUUAUGUUAAUAGCGCUAAUGGGAAUUGGGCAAAGCAUGCUGUUGGGUUCCGGACAUCGGACGAAUCUAUCACCUAG
This is a messenger RNA of Funneliformis geosporum, 210 nucleotides long. The record is from the annotation of a GenBank genome assembly. NCBI's taxonomy places the organism in Eukaryota, Fungi, Glomeromycota, Glomeromycetes, Glomerales, Glomeraceae.